ACCUAGUUGUCAAAUAGAGUCUGGAGGAUCCAUGUUUUUUGACCUGUAACGACAACGGUGGCAGUGAAACCGUCUGGAAUUAUUUAGACCGUUGCACGGAAAUUUUAAUCCAAUUCGGAACAUCUUUCGGGUGGCCGGUCAGGCAGCCAAAGGAAAAAGGGAACGACGGCACAAAACAGCUGGUUACCGACGGAACUACGGGAAAAGAAGAAUGUUGCGUAUUGUUAGUACCGCGAUUCGGGGCAUCGCUGCAUGUACCAAUGCCAGUUUGAAAAAUCCCACACUUUUUAAACAACUUCCUGCUGCCGAAAAUGCGCAACAAAGAUACUUCGGUGCUUUAUCCUCUAUAAAUAAGUGGAACAAUGUCGCAGACAUUAAACAGAAAGCAAUACUUGGUCAAACACAUGUAGGAUGUGUUGUUCCUCCGACGUUGACACCUGUUAAAACUUCGGUAAGAACAGUCAUAAAGUUUUCUAGAAACAAAGGUAAAAGGAAAACUGUAUCCACUGUAACCGACAGAUUCUACAGAUUAAAUUGGGGUAUAUGGAUAAGAACUAUAGCUGGCCGUAACAGUGGAAAUUGGAGGAAAAGUGACAAACAAUUAAGGAGGAGACUCUCACAUGUAUUCUGUAAUGCAACUCAAUCUUACAUGUUAGAUAAGAUGGUAACGAAAUUUUGGAAAAGGCCACAUUUUUAUGUAGAUGAUCCCUAUACGCCUUAUCAUACACGCGAGGAAUUCCCCUUCACCAGAAAACGCCCACUACCGUGAACUUACUGUCAGAAUAGAAUAUGUGUAUGACCAGUUUUCUGUCAAUACUUCAAUAAAUUAAAUACUUCCCUUGAAAAUAAAACUUA
This is a messenger RNA of Megachile rotundata (alfalfa leafcutting bee), 855 nucleotides long. It is a transcript of the gene mRpL35, whose product is annotated as mitochondrial ribosomal protein L35. Lineage: Eukaryota; Metazoa; Arthropoda; Insecta; Hymenoptera; Megachilidae. The record is from RefSeq and is a predicted model, not a curated record. Gene Ontology annotation, molecular function: structural constituent of ribosome. Gene Ontology annotation, biological process: translation. Gene Ontology annotation, cellular component: ribosome; mitochondrion.